CGGCGUGCUUUAACGGGGGGAAUCCAGCCCGUGUAUUUAUUGUAGCCGGUGGGAGCGGAGAGGAAAAAAAACAAAAAAAAAUCCUCCUCAAUAUACCCCAAGAUGGCCGCCGAUGUGGGAUCGAUGUUUCAAUAUUGGAAGAAAUUUGAUCUACGGCGGCUGCAGAGGGAGCUAAAUUCAGUGGCGGCGCAGCUGGCUGGGCGACAGGAAGAGAGCGAACACUCCCAUAAGCACCUGGUGGAGCUGAGCCGUGAGUUCAAGAAAAAUGUCCCGGAGGAAGUGCGGGAGAUGGUCGCCCCUGUCCUCAAGAGUUUGCAAGCCCAGGUGGUUGCUUUGAGCCAGCGCAGCAAGGAGGCCGAGUCUGCAUUUCUGGGAGUUUACAAACAGCUGAUUGAAGCCCCAGACCCGGCUCCAGUCCUCGAAGCCUCCCACUCUCUAGAAGAACGCCUGACGGAGCUGCAGAGCUCCGCCCCCGACAGCGAGGCCCUGGUCAGGGAAAUUUCAGGCCACUGGAGGAGACACCUGGAGUGCCUUAACAACGCAGAAAGCAUAAACGAAAGCCCAUUAUCCGUAGAGAGAGUAGAGUUACCAGAACGGCCGCCCCAUAUGAUGACCCCAAACAGCACACCGAGCCUCCAAGACGACGGCUCGCCCCCCCACAACCACCAAGGCCUGGACGAAAGGGAAGCAGACGAUGCCGACACCACGCUCUCUGCCAGGCUGGCCCAUGCUGAGAACAGGAUCAAAUCUCUCCAGUCAUCAUUGAAUAAAGCCCAGGUAGAGCUUCGAGAGAUGAGGUGCAAAUACGACAAAGACAUGGCUGCCAAAGCGGAGGAGGUGGGCGCGCUCAGGACGAACCUGGAGAAGGCCAACCAGAGAGUGGCAAAGGCUCAGAGGGAGGUGGAGCGGCUGAGGGAACAGCUCGCCGGUGUUCACAGCAGUUCUAAAGGGAGUGGUCCAGCAGACGAGGGUCCCAGCGAGGGGAAAGGAGAGAGGGAUGAGAAGGACGAGAGCUCGGCGUCGCGGCUGGAGGCGGUGCUGUUCUCUAAGGACAGAGAGAUCCUGCGUCUGCUGGAGAACGUCCAGCGGCUGCAGUUCACUCUGCAGGAAGUGCAGGACUCCUCAGCCAGUCAGGUGGCAGAGCUGGAGCGGCAGCUGGCCUAUAAGAGCGAGGCUAUAGACAGACUAGAAGCUAAGCUGCAGUCUCAGCUGGACUAUGAAGAGGUCAAAACUGAACUCAGCAUUCUGAAAGCAAUGAAACUGGCAUCCGCUAAUGGAAGCUCAUCCCAGGAAUCUGCCAAAGCUGCAGAAGCUCUGUUGCUGGACAAAGAGGCCUUCCUUCCCUCCCACAAAUUUCUGAUGGAUAAAGCCAGAGUCCUGCACAGUAACGACCAAUCAGAUGGCUCCAGUAAGGACCUUGCCCGACCUAUGGGUUCAUACUCCUCCCCUCCACAGGCGUUACCAAUAGACAGUCAGUCCUCCUCCAGUCCAGGGCCACCCAAUCCUGACGGGGCCUCGACAGCCCACGACCUCCCGCGCCCUUUCUCAGUCUCGCCCUUCUCCGGCGAGAAGCUGCCUGCAGAGCAGCUCCUGCAGAAGCAGCUCCUCUCUCCUCACUUUAAGAAGGACGGCUCCUCUCUCCUGGCCUUCCCCACUGCCCUGUUCGCAGCCAAAGCUGCCCUCAUGUCUGCCAAUGCGGGCUCCUCGGGGCCCGUGGCCAUGGAGACCGGCCUGCCCAGCAGUGACCAAUCAGAAAGCGGGAGUUCGGGGGGCGGGGAUGACGAUCAGGUGGACACAGCAGAGAUAGCCUAUCAGGUGAAAGAGCAGCUGCUCAAACACAACAUCGGUCAGCGUGUUUUCGGGCACUACGUGCUGGGCCUCUCGCAGGGCUCGGUCAGCGAGAUCCUGGCCCGACCCAAGCCGUGGAGGAAGCUGACGGUCAAGGGGAAGGAGCCCUUCAUCAAGAUGAAGCAGUUCUUGUCAGACGAGCAGAACAUCCUGGCACUGCGCACCAUCCAGGUUCGACAAAGAGGGAGCAUCACUCCUCGCAUCCGAACUCCAGAAACUGGGUCAGACGAUGCCAUCAAGAACAUUUUGGAGCAGGCUAAGAAAGAGAUCCAGUCCCAACGAGGAAGUGAUGGUAAGUCCUCUCUGGGCGGCUCCUCCGGGCGCAGCAGCAGUGGUGGAGGCAGUAACUCGGAUGAAACCAUUAAGACUAUUUUGGAGCAGGCCCGGCGGGAGAUGCAGGCGCAGCAGCAGGCUCUGCUGGAAAUGGAGGUCUGCGGCCGAACGCCGUCCGGAGACCGCCUGAGCUCACAAGACCAUUCCAAGGGCCUCGCUGGCCCCAUGCCCGCCUACAUCAAGCAGGAAGAAGGAGGCCCCAUUGCCGUGUGCAUGGCCAACCCCAUCAGCAGCCCCCAGACCCCCCUGAGCGUGCUGUCCCCCGCCGCCUUCGUCCAGAACAUCAUCCGCAAGGUCAAGUCUGAGAUUGGAGAGGCCGGCACCUACUUCGACCAGCACUGGUCAGUGGAGCGGGGGUCUGUCAUGUUAGCCGCAGGUACCGCGUCCCACCCUUUCAACUCCGUCUCGCCCUCGCUGUCCUCCUCGUCCUCCACCGGACACUCCUCCGUGCCUCGGGCGUGGCCGCGCACAGAGAACGGAGACUGCACCCCUGGAGCUGAGGAGGUUACGGAGGACGAGCCCCUGCUGGGACGACCCGUGGAGGUGAAAGUGGAGCCCGAAGUGUCGGUGAGCGCGGAGCCCCCCUGCGGAGGAGCACGGAUGGGCUAUUACCCCUCCUAUAUCCCACGUACCCUCAAACCGACCGUACCGCCGCUGACCCCGGAGCAGUACGAGAUGUACAUGUACCGCGAGGUGGACACCAUCGAGCUGACCCGGCAGGUGAAGGAGAAGCUGGCUAAGAACGGCAUUUGCCAGAGGAUCUUUGGAGAGAAGGUGCUGGGACUCUCACAGGGCAGCGUGAGUGACAUGUUGUCCAGACCUAAACCAUGGAGUAAGCUCACUCAGAAAGGCAGAGAGCCCUUUAUCCGUAUGCAGCUGUGGCUUCUGGACCAGCUGGGUCAGGGUCUCAACCAGCAGCCCAUCCACAGCCACAACCAGGAUAAAAGCCCAGUGACAACCCGCUCCUCACCCUCCCCUCCCCCCAGCCCGGAGGAGAGCCACCCCAGCCUGCCCCUAGAGCCGGUCAGUCUCACCCUAGAAAGCAGCAAAGAAAACCAGCACCCGCAGCAUGUGGAGCCACACGGAGGAAAGACCACUCCAGGCAUGCUGACCACACCCCAGCCCCACACCCCACUGGGCAUCCAGGAGCUGGUGGCCAUGUCUCCAGAGCUGGACACAUACGCCAUCACCAAGAGAGUCAAAGAGGUUCUCACAGACAACAACCUGGGUCAGCGGCUGUUCGGUGAGAGUAUUCUAGGACUGACGCAGGGUUCCGUCUCAGACCUGCUUUCCAGGCCCAAACCGUGGCACAAACUGAGUCUGAAAGGCAGAGAGCCUUUUGUCCGUAUGCAGCUGUGGCUCAAUGACCCACACAAUGUGGACAAGCUGAGGGACAUGAAGAAAAUGGAGAAAAAAGCCUACCUGAAACGCCGGUAUGGCCUCUUGAGUCCAGGCUCAGACAGCGACUCCCCAGGCGCUCGAUCCGACUGCAUCAGCCCAGGCCUGGCCCCCAUGGAGCUGUGCCCUUUCAGCCAGGCCAAGAAGCCCAGAGUGGUGCUGGCUGCUGAGGAGAAGGAGGCUUUGAGGAGAGCUUAUCUCCAAGAGCCCUACCCCUCCCAGCACACCAUCGAGAUGCUGGCCACCCAGCUCAACCUCAAAACCAACACCGUCAUCAACUGGUUCCAUAACUACAGCAGGUCACGGAUGCGGCGGGAGGUCCUCAUGGAGGGCCCCCAGGACAACGACCUGGAUGCAGAGCCCCAGAACUACUCUCCUUCGGUGGUCCGCAGUCCUGCUUCCGACAGUGAUGAAAGGAAACUGACCCCGGGGGCUCUUGGCCGCCGUCUCAGCAACGGACCCAGGCCGCUGGCCGUCAAACAAGAAACGAGCGAGCUGGAGGAAGAGGAAGAUCUCCGUGUCAGACAGGCAAACUGCUCCUCCAUGGGCAUCCAGUUCCCCCAGCUAAAGACUGAGAGAGAGGAGCAGGAAUCCAGUUACAGGGACCCAGCUCUGCCCCCACACUGCCCCCAGGGCUUCAGGGAGGACGAAGCAGGCAGCAGCCAGGUCCAGGGCCUUUACCCAGGGUCUCUGUCCACAGAGGGCGUCCAGAGGAGCAGUGAGGACCUUGAAAAAUCGCCAGUGGAUCCGGUCAGCUUCAAGGCCUCGUCGGAGACCUGCCGCGGCAGCCUGGAGGUGUCCCUCAACUCCCCGUCCGCAGCCUCCUCACCCGGCCUCAUGAUGUCCGUCUCUCCCGUCCCUUCCUCCUCUGCCCCCAUCUCUCCGUCUCCACCCAACGCACCCCCCACAAGCACUAACUCCAGCCACGAGGCCCCGUCCGGCCCCAGCUACGGCCUGGACAACCCCCAGUCCCUGCACAACCCCAAACUCAGCAAGAGCACUCAGAGGCGCAACGAGAAGAUGGCCAACCUGAACAACAUCAUCCACCGCCUGGAGCGAGCCGCCAACCGCGAGGAGACCCUCGAGUGGGAGUUCUAAGGCCAAGCUGCUAACUCUCGUCCCAGACACUGAAGUCUCUUCUGAAGUCUCUUUAAGAGAACUUGUUUUCUGUCUGGAGAAAAGGGAAAAAAUAGGUUAUUGAGGAGAGAAUUCCUCUCCCAGCAUUUGGAGCUUGGCUCCGCUCUUUUUGCCUGUCUGGGUGGCCUCACAAGGAACACAGAUAAAAAAAAAAAAAAAACUAAACAGAGUGAAACCCUCAAACUCACAGACAAAAAAAACAGAACUCAGUCAUCUCCCCGUCAAAGACUUUUAAGAAAGAAAAACAAACAUAUUUAUAAACGUGUUUAGGUAUUUUGAUAAAAGGAUCCUACUUUGAAUUCUAUGUUACAGCACUAGCUGUUGUGUUUUAAACAAUGAAGGAGAGAAAAAUCCUCUUUGACAUGAAGACUUUGCAGCUAUGGUGUCAUGAAAUGCACACUGAAGUCCUGUAGAUUGCCACUGGGUGAGAUUAUUUCAUAUGAGACCUCUGUCUUAAGCCAUCAAAAAGCACUACUUAUUUAAAAAAAGAAGAAAAAAAAAGAGACACUGACCAAAUUUGCUACUUUUUGAAUAGCAAUUUUUCAGAUUUUGUCUGUAAGACGGGACAUUUAAAGUCAAGUGACGUGAGAAACUUCAUACUGACUGAGGGAUAGUCCUUAAAGACUCUAAAUAGUGAACAAUGCGUAUGUACUUAGUUUCUUGGUGACAUGUUUUGGAACAUUUGUUACACAAGCGUAUAAUGUGUGGUUGUACGUGCUGUAGAAAUUGUCUGCAAUAGCCUUCUCAGAACAAGAUGUAGCAUGGUACUCAACUUACCCUCUUAUCCUCUAUAGUUAGUAACCUGUGAUAUACUUGAGCGAUAAAAAACGGAAAACGUUGGAAAACUUCAGCAAAAAGUAAGAAAAAAGGAAUUGUAAAAAAAAAAUGUUUUAAAGAUAGAAUCUUUUUUCUUUUCUUUUUUUUUAAUUGUUCUUGUUUAUUUUCUCUCCUUUAAGGAUUCUUUAAGGUUUACAAUAGGGCCUUUGGUGCACCUGGAAGUGAGUGAGCCAUCUGCCACUUGUAGAGCAACGUCCCUGUGUUCAGUCAUUUAUUUUGCGUUUGUUUACCUCACUUUCCCCCAGAUGCACUGAUUUAAUCUUUUUUGAUCUGAUCUGAUCUGAUCUGAUCUCUUCCUGCUGACGUGGGCCAAGGCAAGGCUGGUUACCUCACAGUCACAGUUCUGAACCGGGGAUCUGAUCCCUGAUUCAAUGUUUGAAGUUCUUUGCCCCCAAAUGGUUACAAUAUAUUGCUCUUGAUACAAUAUAUAAAUAUAUAAGCUUGAAACAAGCCUCAAAGAUCAUUUUGAGAGAAUCUGGUGGGCUAGGCUAGUCAGCUGGGGUCUGUUAGCAUGCACAUGUUCAGGUGUAAAAAUCAAGCCCUUUUCAUUAUGAACUCACUCUCUCGCUCUGUCCGUCCAGCCCUUGUUCUUCCUCUCAGGUUCCCUCUGUUUAGUCCUCGUGUCUGUGGGUAUGUUUCUGUAAGUCUGCCAUCAUCCACACGUACGUACCCUCCAACAUAUAUGCCUUCUUCUGUAUCGCUGCUGUUGGGUCAAAACUUCAAUUUUGAUCAAUUCACAAAAAAACUAGCAUUUUAAACUUAACUAAUGGACAUGAACUAAUCUGCAGUAAUAUAGAGAGCAUAUAUUACUUUUUUCAUUUUAAUUCUACAAAAAAAUAAUUCAAAAGAAGUCAUUCAGAGUGGUUUAGUGUAAUUUUUUUCCCUGUACCGAACAGAAUCAUACUACCAACUCAGAUUUCUUUACAGUGGUGGUGAUGGGAACAAGAGGUUGGAGUGAUAUUUUAUAAGGCCAUUUAAUGUACUGUCAAAAAUCACUGAAUCCACAGUCUAAAACUUUUAAUUCUUUUAAUUAAGGCACAAAAACUUUUUAGCCAUUUUCUGUGCCCCCUUUUCCUGUGCAUUGCACAUGGAUGUGAUUUCUGUCUCUGUCUGUUCACACAGACAGUUUUGACCAGAUGUUACCAGUCACAACCAUAAAUCUUAGACUUUCUACACUGUGGAUCAAGAAAUAUAAAAUGCCUGCACAACUACAGAAAUUCCUUCUCACACUUACUAUCAGUCCUCACUCAAACUCUGAUCAUUCAUGUUGUCUUACCAUGAGCACGCUGCAUAGUCUUCAGCCUCACUUACAAGAUAACACCUCACAACUUAUAGAGGUUUGGGCAUUCCCAAGCUGUAACAGUUUUUGAUCUAUUUACACACUGCUGUCCUAUUACUUUUAGUCUGUUGGUGUACAUAAUUAAUCUAAAAUAACUUUUUAAGGGCAUUUUUAUAUUCUUACAUGUAAGACAUCCUCUCUGUCCUAUGUGCACUUUUAUAAACAUCUUUUGAACAAACUGUCUCUGCACUGAGGACAUUUUUUGUAAUAGCUUUUCUGUUAAUACCGCCCCCCCCUUCUGCUGACGUCCAACCAUCUGCAUUUCACCAUCUCAUCUCUCUCCCUCCUGCCCUGCCUCUAAACCCAUACAUCACCCAGUGCCCCUCCCAAACUACCCUUCCUUUUUUAUAGCCUUUUUCAAAUUUGAACUGAGGGUGGAGUCAGCAAACAUCAGAGAUUUUAGUGCCCCUUUAAAUACAACAUUUCAGACCAAACCACUCUGGAUAAUUUUGUUCAUGUUGUAAUGAUUUAAUUAUGUAAACUUAAAAAAGUUUAAGCUAGAAGGUUUUGAUAGGACAGCAGCAAAAUAUUUUGCACUGGGAGUAAGGUCACGACUGUUGAGAUUGCAGCGAGUGAGCACCCAAACCUGAUAAUUUUAUGCGACCAACAUUUUCCAACAUUUAUGAUUUUGUUUUUUUUUUAAUAUAUAAAUGAAACAGAAUCAGUUUACAUAGUCUCCUUUACCAAACUGUUGGUUUGUUGAUUUGUUCAUCUUAGCCAAUUUGUUGUAGCUCAUUUACUGUUUGUUUAUUUCAGCUUCUUUUGCUACGUUCACAUUACAAGCCCCAUAAAUCAAUUCAGAUUUUUUCAUUCACCACUGAUCAGAUCUGAUUAACAGGAAACAGCAGAAACAGAGUCUGGCCUCGUGUGCCGCCCAGUGGCGUUGCAAAGAUGAACACUAAGUGAACUUAUGUUUAUUUAUAUCCACAGAAAAAGCUCUAAAUGAGGUGCAGGUCACUGGUUGGAAUAUGAACUAGUGGAGAUCUGUUUAAAGAUUAACCCUUUAACAAAAUGACCCAAUCAGAUCUAAGAAAGUGCCGUAGCCUGAACAAACAAAGAAAUCAUGUUUUGUGAAACCACUGUCCCUAUUCAUAGAGAUUGGAGUCUGGCUAAAGUAAUGUUGCAAAGAUGUUUCUCCAUCACUCCAGCACUGAGAACAUCUGUAAAGGAAAAACCGACAACCAAAAAUCUGUUCCAAUUAUGUCAAAUAAUCAGAUACGUGUCCAUUCUAAAACCACAUUUAAAAGUGAUUCCACAAUUCACAAUUAAUCAAAAAAAUCGGAUUUGAUUUUCUUCAGCUUGAUAAUGUGAACGUAUCCUGAUAUAGAAGUGGGGCAAGAUGCAAAAAUUAGUUUCACUGUUUUUUUUUUGUUUGUUUGUUUUUUUAACAGAUGAACAAAACCUACUACUAUUGGGGAAACAGGACAUGCAGGACAGGCAUGCUGAAAUGUUGAUAUACAGCAAAAUGGCAUUUAUGAAUUAAAUUUAAGACUGUUGGGUGAAAUGGCUGAUGGGUGGCCUUUGGCUAUAUUCACGGCUGUGGUACACUGUUUGUUUUGCUCUAACAGCUCUAAAAGUCCUGUGUUCACAUUCACGUUCAACAGCUAUAAAAAGCGAAGCACCUAAAUGAAAUUGUUUUUUAUUAUUAUUAUUAUUAUUUUGCAUUUGAUUGAUCUAGAAAUAAGCCUGAUUUUGGGCCCUUCUGCUGCUGGUUACUGAAGUGCUGUUUUUUUAUUUGAUUUUAUUUAUAUUUUAACACAAUUACUACAAUUGUACAAGAGUUUUCCUAAUGGAAUUAUUUUGUCUUUAUAUUCUCUAUCUCUCUCUCUCUCUUUCUCUCUCUCAAUAUGUAUAGGUCUUCAAUACCUCGUACGAGAAAUACUUACAGCACUUACCGUUUUAAAAAUUGUGAAGUUGAGAAAAGUUUGAGUAUGAAAAUUAUUCUAACUUCUAGUGUUCCACAAGUCUUUGCCUUGAUGUAUUGUUGAAGUCGGUAGUUAACACUUGCACAUGUCUAACUAGUUCUGAGGAUUGGAAAUAUAAACACAUGUAUAGAUAUAUAAAUAUUACACAUUUACUGAGAAACAGUAGGGGUUCUCGAACACUAGCGUGCUGAUAUAUUUAAAUAGAGUGUACAGUUAUAUUAACCAAACACACAGAGUCAGACCUUGUCUGGCAAGCUUGCCCAUGUUCUAGAAACUUCUCUCAGGGUAGUCUUGCUUCUUUAAGCUUUACAAGAACCUGUCAGGUCACAUCACUGGUCAGCUUUAACUGUUCAUGACCGCUGUUCCUUUCUUUUUUCUUUUUUUGUUUCGUUUAAUUUUGUUUUGUGUUUUUCUAGAACACGGGGGAAUUCAAUUCCAUUUUCAGCCUAUUUUAAAAUGGAAAGCUCAGAGCGAGCGGAGCAUAGCUGUUAGCUGAAGAUGAGAGGUGCUGAAAGCCCGACUAUUUCAGGAUCAUAAAAAAUUGUGGUGCUUGUCUUUUAAUUUUUCAUUUUUUUUGAGUCAGUUUGCUUAAUUCAGAAAGUAUCUCGACCAUAUCUGAUAGAUACACUGUAAGGAAAAAUCUGUAAAAUGUACAGUAAAAUACUGACAGCUGUGGUUGCCAAAAUUUCACCAUAAAAUGUACAAUUGUAAUGUAACAAAAGCUUUUUUGGAAACCGGUAAUUUUAUAUUCUUUAAUGUGACAAAAAUAGGUAUAAUAUCACAGUGGCUAGAAAAUCUUACAUUUUCCAGCAUAUUUACAAACUUUUAUUGUCUUGUUUGACAGUUUUUCACCGUAGAUUUUACAGACAUUUUUUUUUACAGUGUAUGUUACUUUCUCGAGUCUUAAGGGAUACGGACAUUUUUAAAUGAUUGAUUAUUGUGUCAAAGACAAAAUAGAAAAAAAAAGAACAAAAAAAAACUGAACAAGGCCACCAGGUACCACACGAACCACUGCAACUGCCCACUUUACCACUUACCCCCCCUCCCUCCACAUCAUAGUGUUGUUGGAGACGCAAUAGAGAUGAGAAGAUCAUCACAGCAACAAACAUGCAACAAACAUGCCAUCCCAUGAAUGAGAUUACCUUUUCCUACAACUCUCAAGAUCUAUUUUCAUUUAAAUUUUAUUAUCUACCUUAACAUCUCUACACUGGAUUAUUUAUUUAUUGCAUGCUCUUUUGUUCCCCAUGUUUCCUUUGUAAAAGAAAUUGUACCUUGUCUUUUUGUAAUUAUACCGGGAAAUCAGCACUUGCGCUCCUCAGAGCUGGAGAAGCGCUCCCCUGCAUGCCGGAAUUGGAACCAGAAGACUGACACUCUGUUGAGAGAACAGUGCAAAAAGAGCCUGAGAAGUAUGUUACACAAAGACUGAUGGGUUUUACUUUACCUCAACAUGAUUUCAGCCAUAACAUACUGUUCCUUUGGUGCUUAAGUGUAUUGUGAACCAACGUACCACAGAGUCCUCGCCGCAAUUACUGUCCUAAAGUUGUCCUGAAGUUGUGAAGCUGCUGCAGCUUACAGAGAGAGUAGAUGACCGUAUUAGGAAGACGCUGACAGAAGAGCUGUCAGAAUGUGCGAAUGUGUGCUUUUAAGGCAGGCUAAUGCAGGAGGCUGGUACUCAAGUGUUGUUCCUCUUUUGAGCAAAAAACGAGACAGCAGUGCUCGCUCCCUGCAAGAGAUGUUACCUCUCCCCCUCCCCCCGUGCUCCUUCUCCUCCUCCUCUUCCUCCUUCUCUGUCUUUUCUUGUGACAUUUUACAGAUUUACACAUUUUUGGCACUCAUUUCGCAUCACCUUAAUGGGCAGAGCACUUAAGCUUUGGUUUUAAAGAGAGGGCAAAAAAAUGUCAUGUGUCUUUUAAUCAUAUGUAUCAAGUCAUCAUUGAAUACAGUACAUUAUUGU
Molecule: messenger RNA, 10771 nt
Organism: Astyanax mexicanus (Mexican tetra)
Lineage: Eukaryota; Metazoa; Chordata; Actinopteri; Characiformes; Acestrorhamphidae
Gene: cux2b
Product: cut-like homeobox 2b
Exons: 22
Coding region: 103-4677 (1524 amino acids)
Biological process (GO): regulation of DNA-templated transcription
Molecular function (GO): DNA-binding transcription factor activity, RNA polymerase II-specific; DNA binding
Source: RefSeq, a predicted model, not a curated record